AUGAAAGUGGGUGAAGUCGCUUUACUGGAAGAGAAAGAUUUUCUUGAUUUUAAAAACGAAUGUAUCAAUGAUCAAGGAUGGACAAUAUGUUAUGAGAAAUCAUCAUGUCGUGUAGCAACUAAGAAAAAUUCUCAAUCAACAUUUGAUGUCGUUCGUAUUCAAUCAGACUUUCAUGAUAUUUCAGCUGAAUUACUUUAUGAUGUGAUACAUGAUGGUGAAUAUCGUUCAACAUGGGACACAGCUAUGAUAGAAGGAUAUGAAAUAUGCGCAGUCUCACAUAAUAGUGAUAUUGGAUAUUAUUCAAUGAAAAGUCCACCACCAUUUAAAUAUCGUGAUUUAGUUACACAACGUGCUUGGUUAGAUUAUGGACGCAAUAGAGACAAGAUUAUUAUCAAUCAUUCUGUCAAUCAUUUACGUGAGCCACCCCGUAAAAAUUUUGUACGUGCAAUUUCUUAUGUAACUGGUUAUCUAAUUAUACCAACGGGACCAUCAUCAUGCAGAUUUUAUUAUAUGACACAAAGUGAUCCUGGAGGUAAUUUACCAGCGUGGUUAGUAAAUAAAGCAUCUAAGACAAUGGUGCCUCAAGUAAUAAAAAAAUUAGCUAAAGCAUCUGCUAAAUAUGAUAAAUGGAAAGCUAAAAAUCAACCAUCAUAUAAGCCAUGGUUAUAUCCUGAACAAAUGAAUAUAGGAAAGUUUAAUCAAAAUGAUAUUGGAAUAUUUGAUGCAAAAGAAGCAUUAAUAGCAUCGGCCAAUAACGAUGAAGAAACUAUUCAAGAACAUGCUGUUGACGUUGAUAACAGGAUUGACUUAUGUCCACUUCAACAUGAUAUUAUGUUAUUAAUGUCUAUAGGUGGUGUAUUUCAAGCAAUUUUUUUUGUUGCUGCUUUUUCUUUUGUUUAUUCAAUUACACCAGCAAGAUUUAAAACAGGAGAAAAGAAAGGAAGUAAUAGAAUUUCACAAAUUCUUCUUGGUUGUAUAACAUGUAUAGUUGGUACUUGUGCGACAAUAUUUUUUGUUCUUCUACAAGUUCGUGUAUAUUCAAAUUAUAAAAAAAUUCAAUGGAAAGAUCAGACUAUGCCACAAUUUUGUUUAUUUACAAUUUUCUAUAGUGCUUUGGGAUCAAUAAUUGGUACUUAUGUUGCUAUUAUAUUGUUUUGUACCGUUACAAUUAUAUUGUUAUUUGGGAUUGGUGCAUAA
Rotaria sp. Silwood1 is the source of this 1197-nucleotide messenger RNA. Lineage: Eukaryota; Metazoa; Rotifera; Eurotatoria; Philodinida; Philodinidae. The record is from the annotation of a GenBank genome assembly.